GGGACGAGAGCGAGCGCUUGUAAAGAAUGUGAGCGGUUUUUCUGCGGCUUUAUACAGUACAGUGAUGGAGAUGGAGGUGGAAUCAGCCGAUGUGAUCCGGCUGAUCAUGCAGUACCUGAAGGAGAACAAUCUGCCACGCACACUGGCCACGCUGCAGGAGGAGAGUACGGUGGUGUUGAACACAAUCGACAGCAUCGAGAGCUUCAUGGAGGACGUGAACAGCGGCCGGUGGGAUGCAGUGCUGCGAGCCAUCCAACACCUCAAACUACCUGACAAGCUGCUCAUCGACCUGUACGAACAGGUCGUACUGGAGCUGAUUGAGCUGAAAGAACUCGGAGCCGCCACUUGUUUACUGACUCAGACGGACCCCAUGAUCAUGCUGAAACACACUCAGCCUGAACGAUACACCAAGCUGGAGGCUCUGCUCUCAAACAAGUUCGACCCCAACGAGGUUUACCCAGGAGGCAGCAGUAAAGAGAAGCGCAGGUUGGACAUCGCUCAGGCUCUGGUUGGAGAAGUCAGCGUGGUUCCUCCAUCUCGUCUCAUGGCUCUGCUCGGACAGGGCCGUUUAUGUGAGAGCGCCCUGUACAGGUUACAGGAGACCAAAGCGCUGAGGCAGUUCGGAUCAUUAGCCAUGUUGUCUCUGAAGUGGCAGCAGCACCAGGGUCUCCUGCCCCCUGGGAUGUCCAUAGACCUGUUCCGGGGCAAGACCAUGAUGAAGGACCUGGAGGAAGAGCGCUUCCCCACACAGCUCAGUCACCUCCUAAAGUUUGGCCCUAAGUCACAUGUGGAAUGCGCUCGGUUCACACCAGAUGGUCAGUAUCUGAUUACAGGAUCAGUGGAUGGAUUUAUCGAGGUUUGGGAUUUCACCACAGGGAAAAUCUGCAAGGAUUUAAAGUACCAAGCUCAGGAUAACUUCAUGAUGAUGGGUGAGGCGGUUCUCUGCCUGGCAGUGAGUCACGACAGUGAGAUGGUGGUGUCCGGGGCUCAGGACGGGAAAAUACAGCUGUGGAGGAUUCGUAACGGUCAGUGUCUGCGCAAAUUCGAACGUCCCCAUGGGAAAGCGGUCACCUGCCUCUGCUUCAGCAGAGACAACAGUCGGCUCCUCAGUGGCUCCUUCGACCAGAUCAUCAGACUUCAUGGACUGAAAUCAGGAAAGAUGCUGAAGGAGCUCCAAGGUCACACGUCCUGCAUAAACGACGUCAUCUUCUCGCACAACGGCCAGUUUGCCAUUAGCGCCUCAGCAGAUGGCACAGUGAAGAUCUGGAACGUUAACACAGCAGAAUGCACCAUCACCAUCAAAACUCCUGACGUUCCAGAAGGAUCCGACAUCACAGUGAACAAUGUUGUCCUGGUGCCCAAAAACCCAGAGCACUUUGUGGUGUGUAACAGGACCAGCACAGUGGUGGUCAUGAAUGUCCAGGGCCAGGUACUGAGGAGUUUUAGCUCAGGAGUGAGGGAGGGAGGAGACUUUGUGUGUUGCACCUUGUCUCCUCGUGGAGAGUGGAUCUACUGCGUGGGAGAAGAUUACGUGCUUUACUCGUUCAGCACCAUCACUGGGAAGCUGGAGAGAACUCUGACGGUGCAUGAGAAAGACGUGAUUGGCGUAACGCACCACCCUCAUCAGAACCUCAUCGCCACCUACAGCGAGGACGGCCUGCUGAAGCUCUGGAAACCGUGAACGUUACUCCGACGAGCAUCGAAUGAACUCUACAGUCAUUAUUCCUGCUGAUACCAUGAUACAUCUGUACAUCCAGAUGUUUGGAGUCAUGCGUCAGUUUUCAGGUUUGAGAAUCUUCCAUUCCAGAGAUCCACUACGAUUCACUACAAACUUGAUCUUCACCUGUAAUAUGUCCUGAGUCACACUGAUCUUAUUGUGUCACUGAAACAUUAACAAUCAGGAGAAUUAUAUAAAUGUUGUAGCAAAAAUGUGGAAACACUAAAACGCUUGGUGGUUCAUUUCUGAUUUGCAUGAAACUGAACUAUAACUGCGAUCAUUUUCCUGUGAAAUUCAGGUGCGAAUAUCAAUCAAUUUCUUCUCCAAAAGAAAGAAGGGUUAGACACCAAAGAUGGUAUUUUAUCUUUCCUUCUGUUUUAAACCUGUUCCUCUGCUGUAUAAACACUGCAUGAUCAAAUCCACAUGUUCGUGACAUUCUGUAGUGUGUAUUAUGUCAGUAUCUGCAUGGCAGCGUCUCUGUUGCUAACGUCCGGCCGAAGCUGCAGCAGGAGAUUUAAGUGGAAUUCUUCAGAACUGAGGUUGUUUUAACCAGCGACAAUAAUGUAGCUAAGGAAAAGCACUCGGUUUCUUCUACACUGAGGGAUUUUGGUGGAAAAUUAAAAAGAACAGAAAAGCACUGAGUGACUUUAAGCACUUUUUACCUCCUGACCAAUCAGAGUGCAAGUUGGUGGGAAAAGUGGGUGGGGCUUCCACAGGUUCAGUUAAUAUAUGAGAGUUCAAAACUGUCAAUCAUUCCAGAUUCUUUAUGUUGAUUGGCUCAUCUGCUGUUCUGUCCUGAAGACAUUAUUGGACACUUUGGCAUCUCAGAGGGGAUCACGGCGUCUCCGGAACCUCGAGGCAAAAUACAGAAAAGUUGCAGGUCUGAGUCUGUAUCUGAUGUGACUCGUUAACAUUCAGUCAGGUUUCUCUUUAUUUUCUGCCUCCAAGUUUAGAGAUGACGAACAACGUCCUCUCCUAGUUAGUUAAUUAGUUAGCUGAUACUAGCAUGGACUGUUAGGAGCGUUGUUAUGGUUACAGUGUUAUCGUCAUGGACAUUUUUCUCCCUUCUCUUUUCGAAAGCAGUGCUGCAGAGCAGGAGUUUGAUGCGAGCACUGAUCUGGACACAAGGUUUAAUGUUUUCAGUUGUGAAAGUUUUAACACUCGACCCACACUUACGUAGAAAAUGACACUGUUUCUCUAACAAUGGAAGCUGUAGCUCGGUGUUUAAGGUAUUGGACCGCUGAUCAGGAGGUCAUGAGUUUGAAUCCCAGGUCCAUCAAGCUGCCACUGCUGGGCCCCUGAGCGAGGCCGUUAACCCUCAAUUGCUCAGUUGUAGAAACUGAAAAGUCACUGUGGAUAAAGGAGUGUGCUAAAUGACAGAAAUGGUACUAAAUAUAUACAUGUGAGGUGAGAGAGAUGUGUAUCAGGUUAAUAUUGUGCUAUUUAUUUAUUUAUCUAUCUAUCUAUCUAUCUAUCUAUCUAUCUAUCUAUCUAUCUAUCUAUCUAUCUAUCUAUCUCAAACAGUCAGGAAUGUUCUGGAUUCUUUGUGUUCAGUGGGUUCAGGUGAUUUUACUAUGUAAACGCAUUAAGUGUUGUUGGUAAAUGCAGCAAAUUUUAUUCCUGCUCUCAAUGUGAACGACACUUUUAACUUUUUCUUGACCACUGCAUCAUCCAGCUUGUUAACAUUCAGUGUUCUUCAUUUCCUGAUU
Tachysurus vachellii is the source of this 3426-nucleotide messenger RNA. It is a transcript of the gene smu1b, whose product is annotated as SMU1 DNA replication regulator and spliceosomal factor b. Lineage: Eukaryota; Metazoa; Chordata; Actinopteri; Siluriformes; Bagridae. Bases 65 to 1681 code for a protein of 538 amino acids. Gene Ontology annotation, molecular function: protein binding. The transcript has 13 exons. Gene Ontology annotation, biological process: mRNA splicing, via spliceosome. The record is from RefSeq and is a predicted model, not a curated record. Gene Ontology annotation, cellular component: precatalytic spliceosome.